Messenger RNA from Papilio polytes (common Mormon), 2340 nucleotides. RefSeq lists its product as uncharacterized. Gene Ontology annotation, cellular component: membrane. NCBI's taxonomy places the organism in Eukaryota, Metazoa, Arthropoda, Insecta, Lepidoptera, Papilionidae. Gene Ontology annotation, molecular function: glutamate-gated receptor activity; nucleic acid binding. The coding region runs from base 1 to 2340 and encodes 779 amino acids. The record is from RefSeq and is a predicted model, not a curated record. The transcript is spliced from 16 exons.
AUGGGAUGGAAGCCUGGACAGACUCUUGGAAAGAAAAAUAAUGGAUUACAAAAACCUAUAAACAUCAAAGGACAAUUGAAUCGUCAUGGAGUUGGAUAUGAAGAUAUUGAAAAAGAUUUAGUUAAGUUAUUAAAAAUUAAGUCAGAGUUGCCAAGAACUGAAUUGUAUGUUCAAACAGUGUUUGAAACUAAUGAUGAUGUUGAUUAUCAAAAGGAACUUAUAGGGAGUAUGAGAUCUGAAAUUGAUAUAACUUUAUAUAAUGAACAAUUUAUAGCAUUACUUGAUACUGGAAGUGAUAUUGAUAUAGCACCGGAAACUUUAACGAAACUUCCUAAAGACGUUUCACUUGCUGUAACAAACAUCGCUGAGGGCAUUCCGGCUAAAUCUUUGACAAUAGUAAGAGGAAACUCGACUAAUAUCAGGUCUUGCGAUAUUUUUGAACUAAUUUGUCGUCUAAAUGAUAAUAAUAUACAAGUAGUAAAUAUGGAUCUAACCACAGAAGAGAAUAAAUCAUCAUUUUUCAAAUUUCUAAAGAAAGGUCUAGAUACUUGGAAUGAACGAACAAGCCUCAUAUUCUGUCAGCCAAAUGAAUGCGAAAAUUUACUUCUAGAGUUUACCAUUAAUAAUUUCAUCCAUCGAUCGAUUCUCUACAUAUUUUAUUGGCCUGUCGGUGAAAUCAGUCUGAGAUUCAGAGGUGCUAUGAAAGAAGCGAUGAGAGUGGCUGUUAUUACAAACCCCAGGGAAAGUGUGUUCAGAAUAUACUAUAACCAGGCAACUCCAAACCGACUGAACCAUCUUGGCUUAGUUAACUGGUGGGCAGGUAAAAUAUACAGGUUACCUGUCCUACCGCCAGCUAAUAUUGUUUACAAAAACUUUCAAGGACGCGUCUUUAAUGUACCUGUGUUACAUGCACCUCCGUGGCACUUUGUCAGAUAUAAUAACAACUCAACAGUCGAAGUAACUGGAGGCCGUGAUGACAAAUUAUUAGCCUUAAUAGCAAAGAGGUUAAAUUUCAGAUACAAAUAUUACGAUCCGCCUGAAAGAAGCCAAGGAUCAAGUAUUUCUGUUAACGGUACAUUUAAAGGAACUCUUGGAUUAAUUUGGAAACGGAAAGCGGAUUUUUUCAUCGGAGAUGUUACAAUAACUUGGGAGCGAUUGCAAGCCGUGGAAUUCUCUUUCGUAACUCUUGCGGAUUCUGGCGCUUUCCUAACUCACGCGCCCGCCAAGCUGAGUGAAACUCUAGCAAUAAUAAGACCUUUUAGAUGGGAAGUGUGGCCUUUAGUCUUCGCUACAUUACUGAUCACCGGACCUGCGUUGUGGAUUGUGAUUGCAGCGCCAACUUUCUGGCAACGUCGACGUCAAAAUCAACUCGGGCUAUUCAAUGACUGUUGUUGGUUCACAACUACACUCUUUUUAAGACAAUCUUCAAGUAAAGAACCAUCCAGUACUCAUAAAGCUCGCUUAGUAUCAGUCUUAAUUUCCCUCGGUGCAACCUACGUGAUCGGAGAUAUGUACUCAGCGAACCUCACCAGUCUACUCGCCCGGCCGGCUAGAGAGCAACCGAUUGGCACACUUGAAGGUCUAGAAGAAGCGAUGAGAGAUAGAAAGUAUGAACUGGUGGUAGAAAGGCAUAGUUCUUCUCUCACUAUUUUAGAGAAUGGUACUGGUGUGUACGGACGCUUAGCCAAACUGAUGCGUCGUCAGAAAUUGCAACGUGUCCGUAGCGUAGAAGUUGGAGUGAGGCUCGUACUUGCUCACAAGAGAAUCGCCGUGCUCGGGGGGAGAGAAACUUUGUAUUACGACACUGAACGUUUUGGAUCUCAUAAUUUUCACUUGAGUGAAAAGUUAUACACUAGAUAUUCUGCUAUCGCGCUGCAAAUCGGAUGUCCCUACCUCGAAACUUUUAAUGAUGUGAUCAUGAAUCUCUUCGAAGCAGGAAUUCUAGCAAAAGUAACGAAAGACGAAUACAAGAACCUUCCAGAACAAUCGAGAAGAUCUGAACCGGUUACUGAAAGUGACAAAGAGAAUGCGGACGUAACGGGAGAUUCUGUUGCUAACUCUCAAAUGCAAUCAGAAUCUACAAUUGGCCUAGAACCAGUCUCACUUGUGAUGCUUCGGGGAGCGUUUUGUCUUUUAGGAAUUGGCUAUCAUUUAGCCGCAGUAACUUUAAUCGUUGAAGUGCGUAUUCAUCGCAGAAGUAACACCGUUAUAGAAGAUUCUAGAAAACAACUGUCAAAUCAGAAUAGAAUUAGAAAAUGUGUCAUUUGUUUUAGAGGAGGUUUCAGAAAGGUCCUGAGAGGCAUUUAUUAUCACAUCGAUAAGGCUUUUGGUCCUGAGUAA